CCUCUACCCCCACAGUCAAAAUGGAGCCGCAACGGAAGCUGUUUUGCGGCAACUUUGCCAGGUACUCAUCGAUUUCGUGAGGGAAACCAACGAUAGAAACUGCAAAGUCCUCGAAUUUCACCAUCCGGAAGAAAUGAAGAAGCUCCUAGACCUCUCGAUUCCAAAUGAAGGGCUUACACUACAAAACCUUAUCGAUGAUUGUGCUCAAACUCUGAAAUAUCAAGUGAGGACUGGACACCCUCAUUUCAUGAACCAGCUCUCCUGCGGCCUGGACUUGGUCUCGAUGGCCGGCGAGUGGCUCACAGCGACUGCUAACACUAACAUGUUCACUUACGAGAUAGCCCCUGUCUUCAUCCUCAUGGAGAGUGUCGUGUUGUCCAAGAUGAGGGAGAUAAUCGGCUGGAGGGGAGGAGAUUCGAUACUUGCACCAGGUGGAUCAAUAUCAAACUUAUACGCGUUCCUUGCCGCUCGGCAUCACAUGUUCCCGCAGUACAAAGAGAAGGGCCAAUCAUGUUUAAGUGGCCAACUGGUCAUGUUUACUUCUGAUCAGUGUCAUUAUUCCGUAAAGAGUUGUGCCGCAGUAUGUGGUCUUGGCACUGACAAUUGUGUGGAAGUUCCUUCUGAUGAGAGGGGGAGGAUGAUCCCUAGGGAAUUGGAAAGGCUUAUUGUUGAAAGAAAGUCAAAAGGACAGAUUCCAUUUUUCGUGAACUGUACCUCAGGCACCACCGUUCUCGGGGCAUUUGACCCUAUCAACGAUAUUGCUGAUAUCUGUGAAAAAUAUAAGCUCUGGCUCCAUAUUGAUGCGGCAUGGGGUGGUGGACUCCUACUAAGCAAAAAAUACCGUCAUCCAAGACUGUCAGGAAUUGAAAGGGCUGAUUCAGUGACAUGGAAUCCACACAAGCUGAUGGGGACACUACUGCAAUGCUCUACGAUUCAUUUUAAAAUCGAUGGACUCCUUUUGAGCUGUAACCAAAUGUCUGCCGAUUACCUGUUCAUGCAAGACAAGCUUUACGAUGUCCAGUACGACACUGGAGACAAGGUGAUACAAUGCGGAAGGCACAACGACAUCUUCAAACUGUGGAUUCAGUUCCGCGCCAAGGGAUUGAUAGGAUUCGAGAAGCACAUGGACCACUUGAUGGAGAUGGCCGAGUACUUGGUCGAGAGAAUAAAUCAGACCAGUGACAAAUUCUAUCUUAUACUAGAACCGGAGCUGGUCAACGUUUGCUUCUGGUACAUACCUAAGAGGCUGCGAAGUAUGCCGCAUGGACCACAACGAAUUCAAGAGCUUGGGAAGGUUUGUCCCAUUUUGAAAGGAAAAAUGAUGGAAGCUGGAACACUUAUGGUUGGUUACCAACCUGAUGACAAACGACCCAACUUUUUUAGAAGCAUUUAUUCUUCAGCAGCUGUCAAUAAAGGAGAUGUUGAUUUUAUGCUUUCAGAAAUGGAUCGUCUUGGUCAAGAUCUUUAAGAUAAUUUAUGAUAAGUCCUGCCUUUUAAUUUAACAUUUUUUCUUAUUUUUACAAUAAAUAUUUUAAGAUUUAUUAACUUUAUUUUUUUCUUAU
Messenger RNA from Nezara viridula (southern green stink bug), 1562 nucleotides. NCBI's taxonomy places the organism in Eukaryota, Metazoa, Arthropoda, Insecta, Hemiptera, Pentatomidae. The record is from the annotation of a GenBank genome assembly.